This is a messenger RNA of Rhopilema esculentum, 2304 nucleotides long. RefSeq lists its product as uncharacterized. The record is from RefSeq and is a predicted model, not a curated record. NCBI's taxonomy places the organism in Eukaryota, Metazoa, Cnidaria, Scyphozoa, Rhizostomeae, Rhizostomatidae.
UACUAUAGGUAUGUUUCUAUAAUUCACAAUCAUUUUAUGUAGUUGUUAGGGAGAUGUUUUAUGUCGACGAAUUUCAAAACUUUAAAAAAUGAGCUGAACUGGAAAAUCUAACUGAAACUCUAUCUAAAUUCCACAAAGAAAGCUCUUGAUGAAAUUCGACUUGAAAUUCUUACACGCAGAAAAUCGUUUCGAGGCUGCCGUAACAUUUCGACGUUCUAAUUUUGAUUCAAAGAAUCGAAUGCUCGAAUUUCGCCAAAAUUUGUUUCGAUGCACCGAUUCAUUUAUUCGGUUUGUUAGGAAUUUUUGAAUGAACUCUUGUUACUGUGUUGAAGAAUUUUUGAAGAAUAUUUCAGAGAAAUGGAGCAAAUAAUCAAAUUUUCAAGUUUUGUGAUACUGUUUCAACUGGUUUUACAAAUGAGUUCCUGCAACGCAGAAAGUUUGGCCGGCCUGUUCUCCACGAUGAAGACAACGCCAUUAGCUCACAGCUGUGCUGAUGCGGCCCAACUAGGAAUGUAUGACAAUGGCUUUUACACGUUGCACGAUACCAACGACAAAAAGUACACGGCUUAUUGUGACUUCACCAGUGAACCUGGCUUCGCUUGGACACUCAUAUUUUCUUUUUCAAGACACAUUGUUCGAACGGAACCGAGUCAAAUUUUAAAGCGAAAAAGUAUUGGAGAUAAUGCACCUGUCAACCAAGACUCGCCCAACUGGAGUGCCUUCAGAUUUGGCCAAGCCAGGACAGAGAGCCUAAGAGAGGUCUCAUCCCACUUUCGAUUUACCUGCUCAGAAGAUGGCCCUUUCAUUGCAAUAGCAAACCAGAAUGAUUAUCUGAGAGCAAAUUUCUCGAGCAUCGACCCCCUGACUCUUAAUGUGGGGCAUGAAAAAUGUGCUCCGGUAGAAUUUGUCAGUGUGAGAAACGUAUCAUGUGCUGACUGCGUCGUUUCGUUCUCUCAACGCAAGAACAUUUGGUCUCUUCACGUGGAUGCGUGGCUGGCACAGAACAAGUGUGGCAUGGCCAAAAUCAACGACGAGGCAGUUCACAGCGAGGAUAUAUUUGGAUUUUACGAUCAAUUUAACCCGAAAUUCACCUGCACUAAGCACGAUUGGAGCACUACACAGCUUUGGUUUGGAUCAAGGCUUUACUCUGAAGACCACUAAACUGAUGAUAGCAAUUGGCAGCUGGUUAAUGUUGACUUGUAAAUUUUUUCAUUAAGAGAAUUGUAAAUAGUUGUGUAUGAGUAACUAGUCGUAUGCCAUGUUUCUGAAGAUUGUUCUGUGAGAGUCUUUGAGUCUAAAUUCUUCAAAAAGGAGUUGAUGAACUUGCAUAUAUGUGGAUUGUACAGGGCCGCCGGAUGCAGGUUUGAAUAGGAAGGGGAGGGGGCAAAAGGAACAAAAGAGUUUAUUUUUUCGUUACAUUGUUUAUUGCCAAAAAUGGACAACUUUUAUUGUAAUUCAGAAAUUGAGAAAGGUAACACAGAGUAAAUGGCCAUGUGUUUUAUUCAGUGAGCACGCACUCUUGUGCAUACCUAAUUUUUUAAUUCCUUAUUGGCGUUGAAGUUCUUCGUUUGUGUAAAUCUUUCAUCAAUUUAUGAUUCAUAUUUUCUUUAUGAUUCGAUUUACUUAUUUUUGUUUUUAACUUUUGUUGUUAGUGGAGGUGGCUCCGGUGAAGCAGCAGGCUCACAUCUUUCCCCAUACUUGUGGCAGGCUCGUUAUAUUCUACAGAUAUUCAUAUUAAUUAUAAUAUACCAAAGAAAAAAUAAAUCCACAUUAAUGCAAUCAUUCAUACAAAAGUAAUCAAACUUACAAGUUAACCCAAAAUUAUAAUGUACAAAAGUGAAAGGAAUUAUCAAAUUUUCAGGCUCUAUCUAUUUCAAAGCGAAUUUUCAGUCUCUUUAUACUUCAAAGCCAAUUUUCAGGCUCUAUCUAUUUCAAGUCAAAUUUUCAGCCACUAUCUAUUUCAAAUUGAAUUUGCGAAUAUCGACGCGCUUUCUUUAUACAAUUGAUAAAUCUACAUUUUCGAGCUGGCUUCAAUCCUGGUCAAAACUGUUGAGAUAAAAUGCAAUUUUUCCAUCUUUCUAGUUUACAUACCCUGGGUACCAGACUCACUAUAUAAAAUAAUAGAGAGUCUGGUCUAGUGCGCCCCAUUUUCGUUCUGGUGAACUUACUUGAAAGAACUGAAGUCUAUUUAACAGACUAGGCCUGUGAAACAAGACUGUCAGAUAAAUAACAAAGAAACUCCGUAGUCAGAGGAGUUUUGGAAAAUCUUAAAGCAAACGUGUUUUAUUUUUUUCUUUAAGGUCG